Messenger RNA from Colius striatus (speckled mousebird), 1755 nucleotides. It is a transcript of the gene ELL2, whose product is annotated as elongation factor for RNA polymerase II 2. The transcript is spliced from 11 exons. Bases 1 to 1755 code for a protein of 584 amino acids. Gene Ontology annotation, biological process: positive regulation of transcription elongation by RNA polymerase II; snRNA transcription by RNA polymerase II; transcription elongation by RNA polymerase II. Gene Ontology annotation, molecular function: cis-regulatory region sequence-specific DNA binding. NCBI's taxonomy places the organism in Eukaryota, Metazoa, Chordata, Aves, Coliiformes, Coliidae. The record is from RefSeq and is a predicted model, not a curated record. Gene Ontology annotation, cellular component: transcription elongation factor complex.
AUGAAUGAUGAGCUAUUUGUGGUCGUUGAGAUUAUUAAAAUUCCCAAUGGUGAUGUGCCAAAUGAAGUGCAUACAUUUAACUUCAGCCUGGCAAAUGUUGACAAAGUUAAUCCUCAGGAAGGCUUUGACUGUGUCCAGCAAAAGCACUCCAGUUCUGGAGUCUUGCAACUCAGUUGCGUGGGACCUAUAAAGAAUAAAAUUAUAAUACGCCCAGUAAGAGAUUCCUCUCAGCCGACCAGAAAGUGCACGACCCAAGCAGAAGAGGAGUCGCGCAAUGGAAGUACAAAGGCUAUUAAACCUAGUGGACCAUUUUUAGCGAAAAAAACACAGGUCAGAAAAGCACCACAAAUUGUUACAAAUAUUGCACCUGAGAGGAAGAAAUCAACACCCGUGAAGCUUACAAACAAAGUACUGAGGCCUCAGGCAAACAGUGCUGUUUCUCAUCGACCAUACAGGGACAGAGUGAUUCACUUACUGGCACUGAGGAGUUACAAGAAACCAGAGUUACUUAGUCGCUUGCAGGUAGAUGGUGUCAACCAAAAGGACAAGAACUGCCUUGGAAUGAUCCUUCAUCAGGUAGCAAACCUGAAUCCAAAGGAUAAUUCUUACAGUCUAAAGGAUUAUCUACGUAAAGAAAUCCAGAAAGAUUGGCCUGGAUACAGUGAAACAGAGAAACACACAGUGGAAUUACUACUGUCUAGAAAAUUAGAUUCAUCUCAGAAUAGCACCAGCACCAGUGUAUUGAAAUCUCCUGUGACUUCUAAGAUCACUUUUUCUCAGUUUGGCAAUUUUACCGAUCCUCUGAACAAGAAGCAAAGGAUAUCUCGCGUGAACAGUCAAAGCCAUCAGCCAGUGAGUGGCCGCUGGCCUGCUUCCAGAGAGAAAGCCGCAGCUGCCUCUCUGCUGCCUCCCUGCGACGGAGCCGCUGCUCCCACUUCUCUGCAUUUCACAGUCCUCCCCGCUUCCAGCCCCGUGCACAUGGCCAUCUUUAAUUCCCCCAGCACCCCCGAGAGGCAGGGGACACAGGACUUGCCGAUGAACAGCUUCAGUCAAAAUAGCGAUAGCAUCUCGAAGGACCAGAAAGACAAAUGUACUUCUCAGACUCCUCUGGGUACCCCAGUGCCUUCUGCAGUGCAGGUGACGCCUCCCAAGCCCAGAGCCAAGAAACGUGUGUGGACAGAAGAAGUGGUGCACAAAACGCCCAAGAAGGUAAAGAAGGAGGAGAGUGAGAAGGACAAAAGUAAAAUGCAGGACACCAUGAGUGUGAGCAAAGAGGAGAAAGGCCUUGGAAAAGAAGAAACUGCUACGCUGAAAAAAUUGUCUGGUUCAGAUUCAAGUGAAGGAGUUAAAGAAAUUUCCACUGUCUCCACAGAUCUUCCGUCAACAAGUGAACAACCAGACUACUUCAUAAAAUACAAAGCUAUAGUCUCACUUGAGCAGUGCCAGAGUUACAAGGAUGACUUCAAUGCAGAGUAUGAUGAACACCAGAACUUGCACAGGGAAUUGGAAAGUAUCAGCAGGAAGUUCAAGGAUCUUGAUGCACAGUGGAGGGUUACUUCUCCAGGCAGUGAAGAAUAUCAGCUUCUUCGUGCUGAAAUCUUAGAAGAGUAUCAGAAGUUAAAGCAGUCUAGCCCCAGCUACCAUGAAAAGAAGUACAGAUACAAGUAUCUCCACCAAAAGCUGUCUCAUAUUAAGAGUCUAAUAGGAGAAUUUGACCAACAGCAAGCAGAGUCAUCCAUGGACCAGGACAUGUGA